Myotis myotis is the source of this 1920-nucleotide messenger RNA. RefSeq names its product glycerophosphocholine phosphodiesterase GPCPD1-like. Lineage: Eukaryota; Metazoa; Chordata; Mammalia; Chiroptera; Vespertilionidae. Gene Ontology annotation, molecular function: glycerophosphocholine phosphodiesterase activity; starch binding. The transcript has a single exon. Gene Ontology annotation, biological process: glycerophospholipid catabolic process. The record is from RefSeq and is a predicted model, not a curated record. The annotation marks the transcript as partial.
CACCUUCUCAGAUUAACCUUUGAAAUAAGAGGAACUCUGUUUCCAGGAGAAGUUUUUGCUAUAUGUGGAAGCUGUGAUGCUGUGGGAAACUGGAAUCCUCAAAAUGCUGUGGCUCUCCUUCCAGAGAAUGAGACAGAUGAAAGCAUGUUUUGGAAAGCAACCAUUGUACUCAGUAGAGGAGAAUCAGUUCAGUAUCGCUACUUCAAAGGGUGCUUUUUAGAACCAAAGACUAUCGGUGGUCCAUGUCAAGUCAUAGUUUACAAGUGGGAGACUCAUCUACAACCACGAUCAAUAACCCCUUUAGAAAGUGAAAUUAUUAUUGACAAUGGACAAUUUGGAAUCCACAGUGGUGCUGAGAAUUUGGAUUCGGGAUGGCUGACGUGUCAGACUGAAAUAAGAUUACGUUUGCAUUAUUCUGAAAAGCCUCCUGUCUCUAUAACCAAGAAGAAAUUUAAAAAAUCUAGAUUUAGAGUGAAGCUGACACUAGAGGGUCUGGAGGAAGAUGAUGAUGAUAGGGUGUCUCCCACUGUUCUUCACAAAAUGUCCAAUACCCUGGAGAUAUCCUUGAUAAGCGACACUGAGUUCAAGUGCAAGCAUUCACAGCCGGAUUGUGGGUAUGACUUACAGCCUGAUCGUUGGACAGAAUAUAGCAUACAGACAAUAGAACCAGAUAAUUUGGAACUAAUAUUUGAUUUUUUUGAGGAAGAUCUCGGUGAACAUGUAGUUCAGGGUGAUACUCUUCCUAGACAUGUGGGUACAGCAUGCCUCUUAUCAUCUACCAUUGAUGAGAGUGGGAAAAGUGCUGGAGUCCUCACUCUUCCUAUCAUGAGCAGAAAUUCCAGACAAACUAUAGGCAAAGUAAGAGUUGACUAUAUAAUUAUUAAGCCAUUACCGGGAUACAGUUGUGACAUGAAAUCUUCAUUUUCCAAGUAUUGGAAGCCAAGAACACCAUUGGAUGUUGGACAUCGAGGUGCGGGGAAUUCUACAACAACUGCUAAGCUUGCUAAAGUUCAAAAAAAUACUAUUGCUUCUUUAAGAAAUGCUGCUAAUCAUGGUGCAGCCUUUGUGGAAUUUGAUGUACAUCUUUCAAAAGAUUUUGUGCCUGUGGUGUAUCAUGACCUCACCUGUUGUUUGACUAUGAAAAAGAAAUUUGAGGCUGAUCCGGUUGAAUUAUUUGAAAUUACAGUAAAGGAAUUAACAUUUGACCAACUCCAGUUGUUAAAGCUUACUCAUGUGACUGCACUAAAAUCUAAAGAUCUAAAAGAAUCUGUGGUUGAAGAAGAAAAUUCUUUAUCUGAUAAUCAGCCAUUUCCUUCUCUUAAGAUGGUUUUAGAGUCGUUGCCAGAAGAUGUAGGGUAUAACAUAGAAAUAAAGUGGAUCUGCCAACAAAGUGAUGGAAUUUGGGAUGGUAACUUAUCAACAUAUUUUGACAUGAAUCUGUUUUUGGAUAUCAUUUUAAAAACUGUCUUAGAAAAUUCUGGAAAGAGAAGAAUAGUGUUUUCUUCAUUUGAUGCAGCUAUCUGCACAAUGGUUCGGCACAAGCAGAACAAAUAUCCCAUAUUAUUUUUGACUCAAGGAAAGUCUAAUAUUUACCCUGAACUCAUGGACCUCAGAUCUCGGACAACUGCUAUUGCAAUGAGUUUUGCACAGUUUGAAAAUCUACUGGGGAUAAAUGCACAUACUGAACUGCUCAGAAACCCAUCCUACAUUGAAGAGGCAAAAGCUAAGGGACUAGUCAUAUUCUGCUGGGGUGAUGAUACCAACGACCCGGAAAACAGGAAGAAAUUGAAGGAAUUUGGAGUUAAUGGUCUAAUUUAUGAUAGGUAUUUGUUUUUCAUGAAAAACUUUCAUGAACUGUUAGCAAAAAAGUAGCUUUCAUUUUAUAGCAUAAAUACUAUUAAACUUAGUUAAAAUUCAGUA